Messenger RNA from Prunus mume (Japanese apricot), 1353 nucleotides. NCBI's taxonomy places the organism in Eukaryota, Viridiplantae, Streptophyta, Magnoliopsida, Rosales, Rosaceae. The record is from RefSeq and is a predicted model, not a curated record.
AUGCCUAUGAGAAAAAGGAAGAGGAAAUUGCCCAAGUUUAAUGAUUUUAAGCCUGAGACAGAUUUGAGUAACCCAAUCUUUAAACUUGGUCUAAGAUUUUCCAGUGUCUAUGUAUUUAGGAAAGCAGUGAUAAAUUAUUCAAUAUUCAAUAGAAAGAAUAUUAAGUUCUCCAAGAAUGAUAAAGAUAAGAUUAGAGCAGUUUGUGAUGGGACCAAGAAUGGAAAAUAUCCAUGGUUUGUUUAUGCUUCAGCUGUAAAUGGAAGUAGCAUGGUUCAAAUUAAUAGUUAUGAAGAGGAGCACACUUGUGGGAUUGUUGAACGCAAAGUCCAUGCUAACUCAUCAUGGUUAGCAGAGAGAUAUGCUACACAGCUAUCUAGAAUAAUAAAUUGGGAUGUAGGAGCUUUUAAGGAAAGGGUGAAUGAAGGUUUAUGUGUCAUAUCUUCAAGAUCACAAAUAUACAGAGUAAGGCAAAAGACAAUUGCUGUAAGUGAGGGGACUUACACAAAAUAUUUUGAGUAUCUUUGGGAUUAUGUUGAGGAGCUAAAAAGGAUAAAUGUGGGAAUUACUAUAAAGAUUAAGUCCAAUUUUGAGGGUGACAAAUCCAAAUUUGAAAGGAUUUAUAUAUGUUUGGCAGCUACAAAGAAAUGGUUUAUUGAUGCUUUGAGGCUAGUUGUUGGUUUAUAUGCUUGUCACAUUAAAGGGCAGCACCCUGGACAAUUACUCUCUACUGUUGGUGUUGAUCCUAAUAACGACAUGUAUCCAAUAGCUUAUGCAGUGGCAGAGGCUGAGAAUUAUGCGACUUGGAGUUGGUUUUUGGAACUCUUUGAAGUUUAUCUCGGCAUUGAAAAUAACAAUGGGUAUGUGUUCAUUACAGAUAGACAAAAAGGAUUAAUUGAUGCAGUGGGUGACAUGUUCCCAAACUAUGAGCAUAGACAUUGCUUUAAACAUCUGUAUGUCAAUUUUAUACUUGCUGGCCAUAGAGGAUUAGUUCUGAAACAACAUAUGGAGGCUGCUGCAAGAAGUACAACUAUACCUUGGUUUCAAGUAAAGAUGAAAAAGCUCCAAGAUUUGUCAGGACCAACUUUUGAUUGGUUGGCAAGGCUUGAUCCAAUGCAGUGGUGUAGGUCUCACUUCAGAACACACUCAAAGUGUGACAUUAUCUUGAAUAACAUGUGUGAGGCAUUCAACAGGUCUAUCCUUGAUGCUAGAGACAAGCCUAUUAUAACAAUGCUUGAGAGGAUUAGGUAUUACAUCAUGUUGUUGAUGGCAAGUAAAAGUGAAACUAUGGAGAAAUGGGCUUAUGAUGUGGGCCAAGAGUUUUUGCAACUCUUGAGAAGCUUAAGAAGCAGUUAG